UGAUUUUUUAACAAGUUUAUUAGAUCCUGAUUGUGGAAUGUGGAUAACUAACUCUCAUUAAUUAAUCUGAAAUAUUAAGAUUUCAGUAAAAUUGAAAGUCUAAACUCAUACAGUACCAGUUUUGUUCUAUUUGUAAAUUAACAAACAUAUUACGUUAAUUUAAAAUAUUAACAUUCGCAAGAAAUACAAUUUUUGUUAAUAUUUUAUUUAAUUAUUAUAAUUUAUGAAGCCUAAAGAUGCAAAGGGGCAAAAAAUGGUUUAAGCCGGUAUUUGAUAUUGAUGAGGAUAAUGCCUGCUCUAAAAAAUUCAAAAGUGAUAAAAUCAAACCUAUAGAGUGUUCUAGUAACAUAGAAGAGAAACCUAUUAAAUGCAGUGGCAAGAUAUUCAAUGGUAACAGUAUAACUUGGUUAAGGAACUUUGAUCCAAUAAAUGUUGAAGACUUAGCAGUCAAUAAUAAAAAAAUUCAAGAGGUUGAAGAAUGGCUACAAAUCUCCUGCUCUAGCAGUCAUAAUAACAGUAAUAUACUUUUGUUGACGGGUCCCGUAGGUUGUGGAAAAACUGCUACCAUUCAUGUUUUGGCUUCUAAACUUUACAUCAAAGUAACAGAGUGGACAACACCUAUUGACAUUGAAUUACCUUCUGAUAAUGGUGCAUAUGAGUUUAAGGAAUCCCAGUCAAAGAGAUUCCUUAAUUUUUUAUUAAAUGCAGCAAACUUUACGUCUCUUCUAGACAAUAAUAAUAAGAAGUUAGUAAUGGUAGAAGACUUUCCGAACAUAUUUUUGAGGACAUCAUCUGAAUUUGCAGGUGUUUUACAGCAAUACAAGGAAAGAGCGAAGUCACCAAUAAUAUUUAUAUGUUCUGAAACUUAUACUGAUAAUAAGGACACUGCAUUAAAUCUGUUUACACAAACAUUUAAGGAGCAAUUCAAUAUAACCCAAAUUAUGUUUAAUAGUGUGUCAGCAACGGGAUUAAGAGCUGCAUUGAAACGAGCAUCUGAAAUUAUAAGUCAACAUUUUGGUUCAACAUAUAAUACUCCAAAUUCUGAUAUAAUAGAGUCUGUCAUUAAUUCAUCAGGAGGAGAUGUUCGCUCAGCUAUUACCAAUUUACACUUUGCAUUAUUAAAAGGGUCUGUAAAUUUAGAAACUAGUAUGAUUUUGAAAGAGGAGGUGAAAAAGUCAAAUAAAAGAAAAAAGAACAGUUCCAGUAAAUUUAUGUCUCUGGGAAAGGAUCAAACCGUGAGCAUUUUACAUGGAGUGGGAAGAGUGUUAAAUCCUAAAGUGAUCAUAUCAAAAGACGGGAGUAAAACGUUAACACAUUUGCCGAAGGACAUUAUAGAACAAUUUUUGAGUCAACCAAGCUCAUUCAUUGCAUUUCUUGAGGAGAACUAUUUACCACAUUUCUCUUGUAUUCAUGAUGUAGAAAAGGCGACUACUGCAUUAAGUGACAGUGACUAUAUGCUGGCUGAAUGGAGGGAGAAAACAUGUCAAGAGUACGGUCUGUACACAGCAGUCUCUGGUUUAAUGUUAGCCAACCUAUCUCCGGUAUCUGCAUGGAAUCCAGUUAGAGGACCAAAGAAUAUGAGAAUACAAUAUCCGUCUCUUGUGGAUUUACCUCAGUUAGAAAAUAAUUUUUUGUAUAAAGGUAAAGUAUUAGUGACUGAUUAUGUAACAUACUGUAGAAUUAUCGGUAACAAUGUGAGUCCACAGGAAAUUGAAGAUUGAGUCAAUAAUUUAUUACAAAUAAAAAGACAUAUGAAAACAA
This is a messenger RNA of Leptidea sinapis, 1761 nucleotides long. It is a transcript of the gene Rad17, whose product is annotated as cell cycle checkpoint protein RAD17. Gene Ontology annotation, molecular function: chromatin binding. The record is from RefSeq and is a predicted model, not a curated record. The coding region runs from base 237 to 1721 and encodes 494 amino acids. The transcript has 10 exons. Gene Ontology annotation, biological process: DNA repair; DNA damage checkpoint signaling; mitotic DNA replication checkpoint signaling. NCBI's taxonomy places the organism in Eukaryota, Metazoa, Arthropoda, Insecta, Lepidoptera, Pieridae.